Molecule: messenger RNA, 537 nt
Organism: Drosophila santomea
Lineage: Eukaryota; Metazoa; Arthropoda; Insecta; Diptera; Drosophilidae
Exons: 1
Coding region: 78-437 (119 amino acids)
Source: RefSeq, a predicted model, not a curated record
CCGUGGCUAUAAAAGCUCUUGACCAAUUCCUCACUCGGUUUACUAGACCAGCAGUUGUCGCAUUUGAACACCACACCAUGCGCGCUCCAGAGUGGAUGAGCAAUGAAAUGGCGCGCCUCACAUCAAGGCUCGAGCGCUACAAGCCAACGGGCAGUGGAUACAACCGCAUCCAGUCGAUUCGACUGUCCAAAAGCGUUACCCAAAUGCUGAACAAUCCAAUGCCUCCGGCACCAGCCGCUGCCACCGCCAGAUCGCAGCCGGAGAGCUCCUUCACAACGCCGCGACGGCGCGGUGUCCUAAGUCGCAGUCAGUCGGAAUGGGAGGAGGUGUAUCCUGCCGUCAAGUUCAUUCGUCAGGGAAGCAGCGAGAGUGACAUGAGUGAGGAAAACGAACUGAGGUUCACCCACUAUAGAAACUGUGCCACGCGUAUUCCCUGAGUGGAUAUACCAUCAUUAAUCAUUUUUGAUAAUCUAUAAAUUUGUAUCAGAAUUAAGUAAGAACAAUAAAACAACAAAUAGCCUAAAAACAAUAUACGUA